Molecule: messenger RNA, 6010 nt
Organism: Oncorhynchus kisutch (coho salmon)
Lineage: Eukaryota; Metazoa; Chordata; Actinopteri; Salmoniformes; Salmonidae
Gene: mark4b
Product: MAP/microtubule affinity-regulating kinase 4b
Exons: 19
Coding region: 967-3384 (805 amino acids)
Biological process (GO): protein phosphorylation; intracellular signal transduction; microtubule cytoskeleton organization
Cellular component (GO): cytoplasm
Molecular function (GO): ATP binding; protein binding; tau-protein kinase activity
Source: RefSeq, a predicted model, not a curated record
CUAUUAUUUUGCUUGACGUUCUUCCUUCUUGCUCUUGUCAUACAGUUUGGGGAUGUCUUUUUAUGUAGGCAAAUGUUACAACUGAUAGUAAUGAAGGAUAUCUGCAAGAAUCCAAGAUAAAUAAUUUUUCGAACGUUGAUUAUUAUUCGACGGCUACUUUUUCGGAAGUGGUCCAUCGCGAACAGAAAGAGAAAGGGGGUAACUGUAUAUUCGCCGAUGCUUUAUCCGCAAUUGUCAUGUCGUUGUAUUGUUUCUGUUGACGGUUAAUUAUUAAAUAAUCAACUAUGAAAUGCUGGUUGACAAUUAGUCUUAAGUCGUUCAGUGUUUUGCCUUGGGAGUGGUUGGUUUUGCGAGCAUCAUUUGGCACCCCCCCAAAAAAUACAUAUUUCUCAACGACAGACAUCCACCCAUGGUCGUGGUACGCGCAGACCACCUGACCUAUGUUUUUAGUUUUGCCAAUUGUUUUUAUUGGAUAUAACAAACUUCUGUGUUCCGGACAUACACCCACAGGCAUCACUGGACCACACAUAAUUGCUUUCUAAAAAAUAUUUUUAGUAUAGUAAUGGUGCGAUAGUUAGAAUAAACCCAUUUUGGUUUAAUUUUAUUUCCAUAAUGAAGCACAGCAUUGAUGCCUUUCUUCACAUGAAGAAUCAGCCAAACAUGAAGUGGAUAGCCUAGUAAGUAGGCUAUUCAGACAGUUUUCUAGACAAUUGUCUGUAUAAUUUCGUGUUCGGUGCUGCCCUUUUACAAUAAAAAUGAGUAUUGUUUGAGGAUACAAUUCUGUCUCACUGCUCUCGAACCUGGGGUUGCCGGUAGGAUUGGCGUCUAUUGCCUUUGAACACUGGCUAGGCGGUGGAGCGGCCAAUGUCGACUGUUAACCUCGGUAGAAUAUAACGUUAAUCCUGUACAUACCUACAUACAAACCAAAUUGGCAUUUAGUCUAAUAGAAAGGAUACCUCAGGGACAAUGUCUUCUCGUGCAGCACUACCUGGGAACGAGCGGAAAUCGGACCUCCAUACCUCUCUCUCGACGAGCCGCUCUGAGAAAAGCACCGGUUGGUCGAGCAGAUCACUCGGAGCACGAUGCAGGAACUCUAUCGCCUCAUGUUCGGACGAGCAGCCGCACAUUGGCAACUACCGUCUGCUCAAGACCAUCGGCAAGGGCAACUUCGCCAAGGUCAAGCUGGCCAGGCACAUCUUGACGGGCAAAGAGGUUGCAAUAAAGAUCAUUGACAAAAACCAGCUCAACCCGACCAGCCUACAGAAGCUCUUCAGAGAGGUACGGAUCAUGAAAGGCCUCAACCACCCAAAUAUCGUGCAGCUGUUUGAGGUGAUCGAGACAGAGAAUACGCUCUAUCUGAUAAUGGAGUACGCCAGUGGGGGUGAAGUGUUUGACUACCUCGUGUCCCAUGGGAGAAUGAAAGAGAAAGAGGCUCGGGCCAAAUUCCGUCAGAUUGUGUCUGCUGUACACUACUGUCACCUGAAGAACAUUGUUCACAGGGACCUUAAAGCGGAGAACCUCUUGCUGGAUGCCGACUCCAACAUCAAGAUUGCAGACUUUGGCUUCAGUAAUGAGUUCACCAUGGGCAACAAGUUGGACACGUUCUGUGGCUCCCCUCCCUACGCCGCACCGGAACUGUUCCAGGGGAAGAAGUACGACGGGCCCGAGGUGGACAUCUGGAGCCUGGGGGUCAUCCUCUACACUCUGGUCAGCGGAUCACUGCCCUUCGACGGGCAGAACCUCAAGGAGCUGCGGGAGCGUGUUCUGCGGGGGAAGUACCGCGUGCCUUUCUACAUGUCCACCGACUGCGAGGGCAUCCUGCGCAGGUUCCUGGUGCUCAACCCCACCAAACGCUGCACCCUGGAGCAAAUCAUGAACGACAAGUGGAUUAACUCUGGCUACGACGGAGAAGAACUGAAGCCUCAUAUAGAGCCCCUGGAGGACCAUAAUGAUGCCAGCCGCAUCGAGGUGAUGGUGGGGAUGGGUUACACCCGUGACGACAUCAAAGACGCUCUGACCACUCGGAAGUACAACGAGGUCACUGCCACAUACCUGUUACUGGGACGCAUGAAUGAGGUGGAGGGCAGCGAGUCUCGGUCAACCAGCAGUCUGAGCCUGGCGCGGGUACGGCCCAGCACCGUCAUCAACGGCACCAGUAAACACUCCACCUCCUCCACCACCUCCGCCUCAGCCUCCUCCUCCUCUCACAGCAAGACCACCCAGCGCAGCGCCUCCACCUACCACCCCCGCAGGAGGCACAGUGACUUCUGCGGUCCAGCAGCGCCCCCAUCCCAUCCCAAGCGUAGCCCCAGCAGUGUGGCAGGGGCAGACAGGGAGCUGAAGGAGGAGGGGGGGCGCAUGGCGUCCCGGAAGGUCAGCAGCAGUGUGGUGGGCAGCCGUUCCAUCCAGCCUCCCUCCAGCCCCAUGGUCAGCAGCGCCAACAACCCCAACAAGUCAGAGAUCCCCGACCGCCGCAAGGAGAUUAUCACCGCCACGAACAACGUCCCAGCAAGUGCCAUGAUCCGCCGGAACACAUACGUGUGCACCACGGACCGGAACAGCACAGACAGGCCCUCCCUGCUGCAGAACGGCAAGGAGAACAGCUCCAUUUCCCAUCGGCUGCCCCCGGCCUCGCCCUCUACCCACAGCAUCGCUGGGGCCUCGGGGACCUCCUCCUCCGCGGGCUCCCGCCUCACCCGGGGCUCCAGCAUCCGCAGCACCUUCCACGGUGGCCAGCUGAGGGACCGGCGGCCUCCCUCCCACGCCCCUCCCACCUCCCCCACCCUGUCCCACGACGCAAGCCCCCUGCCCCACGCACGUACCCGCGUCACCUCCAACCUGUUCAGCAAGCUCACCUCCAAGCUCACACGCAGGGUCAAUCUUGACCCCUCUAAGCGUCCCAACUCAAACAAGUCCGUCUCGGGCUGCACUCUUCCGCAGGGAUCAAAAACAGUUAGGUCACAGACGAACCUGAGAGAGUCUGCAGAUCUCCGGUCACAAGCCUCGGCUGCACAGUCUCUGGUCAGACAGUCUCUGGUUAAAUCCAGCAGUCGCCAUCUACCUGGGCAUCAAAAAGCGUCAGAGCCCCGGACCCCCCGAUGCGGCUGGGAUGUGAGGGUGCGGAGUCCGCGGGACCCGGCGGAGGUGGUGCUGGCACUGCGCGAGGCGGCCCAGGGCUGCGGCUGCCAGGUCCACCUGGCUGGGCCCUUCCUGCUCUCCUGCACCCACGGGGCGGCCGGCUCACGCGUGGCCUUCGAGGCUGAGGUGUGCCAGCUGCCCGCCGGUCCAGCCGAGACCAGCGGCGUGCGCUUCAAACGCCUGUGGGGGGCGCCGCUCGCCUUCCGGGAUAUCGCCACAAAAGUGUCCAAAGAUCUGGAGCUCUGAGGGCAACAGGGGGUGGGGCAGAGGGCUUCUACACUGGACAGACUGACCGAGGGGGCGGGAGAAGGAGACAGACUGAACCCGCUACCCCCACUGCCAACCUCGCCUCACCCCCGCCAAAGACCCGCUUCUGGUGCCACAAGGACACGCAGGCACACCGGCACGGACGGCCCGGCCCCACCACUCACAGACCUAUGACCUAUGAACCCUGCUAAGGCACCUCAAUAUUAUGUGAAUCUAGGGAGUCAAGCAGUUCUUUUUUAAUUCCAUAUUUGCAGAUUAAGAUAUUUUUCGUCAACGUAGUUAUGAUUAUAUUAUAUUUGUUGUCAUUCCUUUUUAACAGCUGCUAUUUAAAAGGUUUUUAAUAUUGUUUUUCUUUUCUUCACUUCAAUGAGCAAUUGACAGACUGAAUGCAUAUUUAAGAAACAAGGGGCCAGCCCUUUCCUAGACAGAACUCCAGGCUAUAGAGCAGGGGUGUCAAACUCAUUUUGCCAUGGACGCCACAUUCGUUCUUCAACGAGGUCCGGCCGGUCAAAAUUGGCAUAAAAUAGUCUAUCCACCCUAUCCAUAAUUUUUUGCAUUUUUGAUGCAAAAACGGUCUAGCUUUCAUUUCAGUUAUUAUUAACAAUCUGGACACAAUCAAUAAACUGUAUGAAUGUAGGUCCAUUAUCUUAUCAUUUCUACACAGUUUCGAUUUGGCUGUAAUCAUUUUAAAAUAUUUUCAAAAUCAAAUUUUAUUUGUCACAUGACCUUACUGUGAAAUGCUUACGUACAAGCCCUUAACCAACAAUGCAGUUUUAAGAAAAUACCUAUAAAAAAAAGUAAGAGAUAAGAAUAACAAAUAACUAAAGAGCAGCAGUAAAUAUCAGUAGCGGGGCUAUAUACAGGGGGUACCGGUACAGAUAUAUAAAAAAAUACUCAUUUUUUGUUGUUAUUUUUGUGGGGUUUUACUCAAACCCGCAGGCCAGAUUGGACCCCCUCGCGCACCGCAGGCCAUAUAUUUGACACCCCUGCUAUAUAGGGAUACAUGCCGAAAUACAGAGACGGACAACAACAAAAAAUUCUGUAAAACAAAUGCCAGACCCUUCUGCCCAUCCAUCGUCUGCUCAAUUCUGUACGACCCCAUCUGCUACUCUCGUCAAGUUUCAUUUUGUGUUUCGUAUAUACCAGAAUGUUGGUUGCUAAUGAGCAAGGCUGUCUGACUUCAAUGUCCAAAGCAGAGUAGGUGAUGACUGCUCUUCUGAGCCACUAACCUUUUGAUUUUCUGCGUUUCAGCAGGUAAUGUACACAAGCAUUCUACACGUUCUUCUGGUAACACUUUUGGUUUAGCAAUAUCACCUCUUGUAAUUGUAUUUCCUCUUAAAUGUUACAGCACAUCCACAGGGCCAAGAUUCCAAACUUGAUUUGAUGUAAGCUGUGUUUAGUAUUAUGUUGGGGAAUAUUGAUUGUCACAUUUCCACAAUCACAAUUUGGAUCACUUUUUAGUAUAAAAAGACCCAAGAUCGCAUAAAAAAGAAAAUGACAUCAACUCCUAAUUUUCUGCUCAAAAAGAAAAGGAUAUGAUUGAUCAAACAGACUAUAAUAACUACAGCAACGCUAGUUGAAUUGCAUUAACUAUUUAUGUCCAUUGAUUCCUUUAUCUGUAGUUCCCUGGAGGAUGAGUUCCGAAAUGCUCCUCAACACAGCCCUCGGCAACACUGAGCUUCCCUUCUGGUAGCCAAUCAGACUUCUGUAUUGCUGAGGGGGGUAGUUUAGAAUGUGACCCUGGGUGACCCUGACACUUCUAUAAAUGAACCAUGAUUCCAAGCUGCUCACAAGUCAGAUCCAAGUCAGGUAGAUAGUCACUCACUCCGGCCUUGACUGUUUGUCACUGGCUUUGAUUUGCACCAAUAUACAGUAAUGAUCCUUGUCGCCUGUCAGUGGGUCAUAGCAGCAGACAUGCCAGAACAUCGUUCCCAGUUGCUGCAGUGGGCUCUUCUAGUUUAGAUCUCUCAACCAUUUUUCUAUUUUCUCAGCUCAGACUGUGUUGUUGGUGUCGCUGAAUGUUCCUCAACCUUCCUUGUUUUCUGAAAGUCUGUCUGGCCUUUGUAAAUGGCUCAAAGAUUCAUCAACAGUGGAUGAUGUUCUCAUUACAGAGUGUGCUUGUUUGUCACUGUUACACCUGCCUACACUGGACUGCCUGCCCAACACAAUAACAAAUCUUCAGUUGUUUUCAAACUCUACCAUUUUCCACCUUAUUCCUUUUGGCAAAAAGAUUUAUUGCACACAUGUAUGGCAGUAGUUCAUAGUAAUCCACGACACUACAAUGACUUCAGUUUUCCAGUUGCAAGGAAUCAUGGGAGAUUUUAGUUGCAACAGGUGGCCACAAAUGUCUUAAAAUGUGAAAGCUGUGAUUUUGUGCAAUUUUUGGGCAACUUUGCCCAAAAUAGGACCUCUUGCCCAACAAUUCCCAUAUAUAUUGCUUAAAGCUUAGGACCAUGCUUCAACGGUAGGAAGUAGUAGUGCGUUUGAAGCAGUCGCUGUUAUCGAUAAAACGGGGUGCAAAUAUGGAAAUGACUGACCUGCAGUCCUGCAUGUCUCAUAGGAAAAUUGUGUUGAAGCAAAAAUAAAUUCUCCUUUCAAACUCUGA